Messenger RNA from Verticillium dahliae VdLs.17, 954 nucleotides. Its product is annotated as ribosome biogenesis protein RPF2. Gene Ontology annotation, biological process: maturation of LSU-rRNA from tricistronic rRNA transcript (SSU-rRNA, 5.8S rRNA, LSU-rRNA); ribosomal large subunit assembly. The coding region runs from base 1 to 954 and encodes 317 amino acids. Gene Ontology annotation, cellular component: nucleolus. The transcript is spliced from 3 exons. The record is from RefSeq and is a predicted model, not a curated record. Lineage: Eukaryota; Fungi; Ascomycota; Sordariomycetes; Glomerellales; Plectosphaerellaceae. Gene Ontology annotation, molecular function: rRNA binding.
AUGCUUCGUCAAGUCAAGCCGCGCAAUGCGCGAAGCAAGCGCGCCCUCGCCGAUCGCGAGCCCAAGGUCGUCGAAAACCCCAAGCGUCUCAUGGCCCUCAAGGGCUCGACGUGCAGCCAGGUCGUGCAGGAUGCGCUGAGCAACCUCUGCAUCAUGCGGGAGCCGCUCGUCAAGAAGCUCACGAAGAAGAACGAGAUCCACCCGUUUGAAAAGGCCGACUCGCUCGAGUUCCUCGGCGAGAAGAACCAGUCGUCCCUCGUCAUGUUCGGGUUCCACUCGAAGAAGCGGCCGCACACCAUCACGUUUGCGCGCCUCUUUGCGCACAAGGUGCUCGACAUGCUCGAGAUGCACCUCGACGUCGACACGUUCCGCCAGCUCGAGCAGUUCAAGGGCGCCAAGUUCGCCGUCGGCCAGCGGCCCAUGGUCGUCUUCUCCGGCACGGCGUGGGACUCGCCCGUGGCCAACGAGUACACCAUGGCCAAGAGCAUGUGGACCGACUUCUUCAAGGGCGAGCCGUCGGACAAGGUCGACGUCGAGGGCCUGCGCUACCUCGUCAGCCUGUCGGUCGAGGAGGAGGGGCUCGCGGGCGCCAAGCCGCCGAUGCGUCUGCGCGUGUACACGAUCCGCACGAGGCGGUCCGGCCAGCGGCUGCCGCGCGUCGAGGUCGACGAGAUUGGCCCGCGCAUGGACUUUCGCGUCGGCCGCAUGCAGCAGCCCGAGGAGGCCGUGCUCAAGGAGGCCAUGCGCCGGCCCAAGACGACCGAGGAGCGCACCAAGAAGAACAUCAAGACGGACGAGAUUGGCGACAAGGUCGGUCGCGUGCACACGGGCCGCCAGGACCUCAGCCAGCUGCAGACGCGCAGGAUGAAGGGUCUCAAGCGCAGCCGCGACGUUGCCGACGACGAUGCGGCGAGCGACGACGAGGUCAAGACGGACAAGAGGAAGAAGAACUGA